AUGCAAAGGACCAUCUCUACAAGCAGUCCAGGAAACCCGUCAUCCACCUCUACGAUGUCACCUGCCGUAGUUCAAGAAACCACGCCUACAAGUGACCUGAGAAACCCACCGCCCGCCCCUGUGAUAUCACCUACCACUGUUCCAGUGACCACCUCUACAAUCAAACCACAAAACCCAACACCCACCUCUACGAUGUCACCUGCCGUAGUUCAAGGGAACAGCACCACAAGCAACCUAGGAAACCCAUCACCCGCCCCCACGACAUCACCUCACCUGUCUCGGCAGGUGAGCUCUUCAGCCAGCUCCAGAGCUUCAACAGCUGCUCCUCCUGCAACCUCCAGCUCCACCCAGCAGAAGACUAUCCCUCCAGCCAGCUUGGGAAGCUCAGCAGCCACCAGUGCUGCAAGUCCCAUCCCCACUCAUGUGAGCAGCCUUCCAUCCACCCCAGGAGGUUUAGGGACUGCUGUCACAUCCCCUUCCAGCGUGAAAGCUCAGGGAAGGCAACCUUCGGACCAAUUGUCUGGCACCACUGCGAGCACCGGAGUCCCAAGCAGCAGCCUUUCCCCUGGGCUCAAGGACUCUGGUGUCUCCUCUCCCAUGUCUGUCACCAAACAGCCUCACUCUUCACCCAGUUCUCCAGUCCAGGGACUGACCUCUUCUACUAGACCUGGAAGCAUUGACACUUCUGUUACCCCUUUUGAUGGAUCUGUGUCCCCCACCACUAGUAAAGCAUCUCUGUCUUUACCAUCUGGCAGCAUCGACAAGGUCUCAGAGGCCACCACCAUGCUGACUCCUGGAGCAGAUGAGAGAAGCCAUGACGCCAAAUCUGCGUCAACCAAACCUACAAGCACUUCCCAGAGCCCUGCCAGUACACGGCCAUCGGCCCCAACCCCGGAGGACCAGACAGCGAGCACCAGUCCCGGCUACCAGCACCCUAACGCUUCUUUCCAAAAUGAGGUCAUCUGUAAAGACCAGGUACAAAAUAAUGUGCCCACCAUAUAUCUGAAAGAAGCUAAAACCUGUGUCGAGUGGAGGACCGCCAGUGUCAACGUCUCCUUCUUUGAAAGCUUCUGCUCGACGGGUCAGCACGCUUUCAAUGCCAGCAGGGAAACGUGCACGGUGAUGCUGACCUCCCAAGAGCCCCGCUCCCAGCACUGGGCUGUGCGGGCGGUCGUACACCUCCCCUUGGACCCUGAAAAAGUCCUCGAGGAGCUGAAGGAGAAGGACAAGUUAGAGGAGCUCGGCAUCGCCAACAUCACCUAUGACAAAAUGGAGAGGGAGAUGAUAAUCAACGAUGAGUUCAGCACGCCCCUGAUCAUCACCAUCGUCACCCUGGCUGGCUCCCUCCUGCUGAUCGCGGCCAUCUACGGCUGCUGCCACCAGCGCUUCUCCCAAAAGAAGGACCAGGAGGUGAUGAUCAUUGAUGUUGCCAUUUCUGCUGGUGGAGAUGUCCUGGCUUGCCCAAUGGGCACCACCCUU
Molecule: messenger RNA, 1479 nt
Organism: Cariama cristata (Red-legged seriema)
Lineage: Eukaryota; Metazoa; Chordata; Aves; Cariamiformes; Cariamidae
Gene: PODXL
Product: podocalyxin-like
Exons: 7
Biological process (GO): negative regulation of cell-cell adhesion; cell migration; regulation of microvillus assembly
Cellular component (GO): microvillus membrane; apical plasma membrane
Source: RefSeq, a predicted model, not a curated record